Symphalangus syndactylus (siamang) is the source of this 1850-nucleotide messenger RNA. RefSeq names its product RAP1A, member of RAS oncogene family (gene RAP1A). NCBI's taxonomy places the organism in Eukaryota, Metazoa, Chordata, Mammalia, Primates, Hylobatidae. Gene Ontology annotation, cellular component: membrane. The record is from RefSeq and is a predicted model, not a curated record. Gene Ontology annotation, molecular function: GTP binding; GTPase activity. Gene Ontology annotation, biological process: Rap protein signal transduction.
GAGUUUCACCAUGUUGACCAGGCUGCUUUUGAACUCCUGACCUCUGACCUCAGGUGAUCCCCUCACCUCAGCCUCCCAAAGUGUUGGAAUUACAGGUCUGAGCCACUGUGCCUGGCUGGCAUUGAUGUUUCUAUGAAACUGAGACGGAGUUUCGCUUUUGUUGUGCAGGUUGGAGUACAAUGAUGUGAUCUCGGCUCACUGCAACCUCCACCUCCCGGGUUCAAGGGAUUUUCCUGCCUCAGCCUCCUGAGUAGCUGGGAUUACAGGCAUGCGCCACCACUCCCAGCUAAUUUUGUAUUUUUAGUAGAGACAGGGUUUCUCCAUGUUGGUCAGGCUGAGUCUCCCCACCUCAGGUGAUCCACCCUCCUUGGCCUCGCAAAGUGCUGGGAUUACGGGCAUGAGCCACUGCGCCCAACCAAGAACUGUAAAUCUUUGGAUUCAUUAAAGGAAAGGGAAAUACAGUCACACAUCACUUAACAACAUAUCUUCUAGCUGUGAUCACACCACUGCAGUCCAGCCUGGACAACAGAGUGAGACCCUGUCUCUAAAAUAAAUCGUCAGUAUUUAAACAGAUCACAUCAUGCGUGAGUACAAGCUAGUGGUCCUUGGUUCAGGAGGCGUUGGGAAGUCUGCUCUGACAGUUCAGUUUGUUCAGGGAAUUUUUGUUGAAAAAUAUGACCCAACGAUAGAAGAUUCCUACAGAAAGCAAGUUGAAGUCGAUUGUCAACAGUGUAUGCUUGAAAUCCUGGAUACUGCAGGGACAGAGCAAUUUACAGCAAUGAGGGAUUUGUAUAUGAAGAACGGCCAAGGUUUUGCACUAGUAUAUUCUAUUACAGCUCAGUCCACGUUUAACGACUUACAGGACCUGAGGGAACAGAUUUUACGGGUUAAGGACACGGAAGAUGUUCCAAUGAUUUUGGUUGGCAAUAAAUGUGACCUGGAAGAUGAGCGAGUAGUUGGCAAAGAGCAGGGCCAGAAUUUAGCAAGACAGUGGUGUAACUGUGCCUUUUUAGAAUCUUCUGCAAAGUCAAAGAUCAAUGUUAAUGAGAUAUUUUAUGACCUGGUCAGACAGAUAAAUAGGAAAACACCAGUGGAAAAGAAGAAGCCUAAAAAGAAAUCAUGUCUGCUGCUCUAGGACCAUAGUCAGCAGCAGCUCUGAGCCAGAUUACAGGAAUGAAGAACUGUUGCCUAAUUGGAAAGUGCCAGCAUUCCAGACUUCAAAAAUAAAAAAUCUGAAGAGGCUUCUCCUGUUUUAUAUAUUAUGUGAAGAAUUUAGAUCUUAUAUUGGUUUGCACAAGUUCCCUGGAGAAAAAAAUUGCUCUGUGUAUAUCUCUUGGAAAAUAAGACAAUAGUAUUUCUCCUUUGCAAUAGCAGUUAUAACAGAUGUGAAAAUAUACUUGACUCUAACAUGAUUAUACAAAAGAGCAUGGAUGCAUUUCAAAUGUUAGAUAUUGCUACUAUAAUCAAAUGAUUUCAUAUUGACCUUUUUAUCAUGAUUCCUCCCUAUCAAGCACUAAAAAGUUGAACCAUUACACUUUAUAUCUGUAAUGAUAUUGAUUAUGAAAUGUCCCCUCAAACUCAUUGCAGCAGGUAACUUUUUUGAGUCAUUUUCAUUUUAUAUUUAAAAAAGUAUGGAAUAUCAUCUGUCAUUAUAUUCUAAUUAAAAUUGUUUGUGCAUAAUGCUUUGGAAAAAUGGAUCUUUUAUAGGAAAAAAACUGGGAUAACUGAUUUCUAUGGCUUUCAAAGCUAAAAUAUAUAAUAUACUAAACCAACUCUAAUAUUGCUUCUUGUGUUUUACUGUCAGAUUAAAUUACAGCUUUUAUGGAUGAUUAAAUUUUAGUACAUUUUCA